Pimephales promelas (fathead minnow) is the source of this 1696-nucleotide messenger RNA. It is a transcript of the gene cxcl14, whose product is annotated as C-X-C motif chemokine ligand 14. Lineage: Eukaryota; Metazoa; Chordata; Actinopteri; Cypriniformes; Leuciscidae. The record is from RefSeq and is a predicted model, not a curated record. Gene Ontology annotation, cellular component: extracellular region. Gene Ontology annotation, biological process: immune response. Gene Ontology annotation, molecular function: chemokine activity.
UUGAGAAGAGCGCGUCCAACGCUGUGCCUGACGUCUCGCGGAGCACUUUCAACCUGCUACUGACCUCAAAGAGACAGAGACCGGGGAUAUCAUCAAACUCACACUGUUUGAGGAUCUCGAUUAUUGGAUUUGAGUGGCACAAACAGACCGGAGGCUGCUGCUGGAGGUUCUCAACCAACUAUUUGGGAUGAAUCGCUCUACGGCCGCUUUACUUUUGCUGGUGAUCGCCGUUUACUCACUCAAUACAGAAGCGUACAAGUGCAGAUGCACAAGAAAAGGGCCGAAGAUCCGGUACAAAGAUGUACAAAAGCUGGAGAUCAAGCCUAAACAUCCGUACUGCCAAGAAAAGAUGAUAUUUGUCACCAUGGAGAAUGUGUCCCGUUUCAAAGGUCAGGAGUAUUGUCUGCACCCCAGACUCCAGAGCACUAAAAACCUUGUCAAGUGGUUCAAAAUCUGGAAGGACAAACACAGGGUGUACGAGGCCUAAUCGCGGAAAUUCACAAGGCUGAAAACGUUGUGGGAUACACAGCACUACCAGUGAACUGUGGAUGACCAGAGGACCAAUUUUUUUAAAAGCAUGACAAAGCAUAUACCCAGACAAGCUUAUAUUAAAGGCACAUCAGUCCAUUUGAUAUUAAUGUGGAAUAAUUUAUAGUCAUACAAAAAUGUUUCUUAUACAAUGUAAUUGAGCCAAAUGUGCAGUUAUGGCAGAGAAACGUUUCUGUGCUGAAUCAGCGUCAUCUGUAAGAAGUGAUCAUUACAUUUUGCAAUGUGUAAUGUUUUCUGAAGCAUCAGUUUUUGGUCUGAUUUAUCGUGUUGUGGCAUUUAAAGGGGUCCUGGCACUAUAUUUGGAUACUGUCUGGUUUGAAACUACUGUGAUAUACUUUCCACAAGUGUCAAAGUAGAUCUUAGAGUUCUCACAGUAUAAAAAGAAGAGAAAUAUAGAGGAUGUGUAAAUAAUAUCUUCAAAGACUUUACUGUGUUCUAUGCCAACAUUAACCAGUAAAAAGAGGCAAAGUGGGGUGUUUUUUUUGUUUGUUUGUUUUGUUAUGUUUUUUACAAUCAUUUUUCAAAAAUUGUUUCUCGUUGAUCUGCCCAAAAGUGCCGGAGGAAUUUUUUUUUUUUUUGUAACUUAUUACUUUGGAAUUUGGUGAAGUGAAGGAGACGAUGGCGUUCAAUAAUUUAAACAAUUCAAAUCAUAUCAUACAUUUACUUUAUAUUUAAACAUAUUUUAUUGGUCUGUGGACAUGUACUGUCACACGGUGAGCACAUGAACCUUGGGGCCUGCAGUAGCUCAUGUAUUUAAAAUGAAGCUUUUUAUUUUAUGUUGGCCCUCCUAUCAGCACAUUAUAUGUGCCUCCUCUUUGAGGUGUGCAGGAUUUGUAACCAAUUGUUUGGUAUGACUGUGUUUUUCUUUUUGGUAAAUGGAAUGUUUCUCAUCUUUUCUUGUACAUCAGAUUGUAUGUAUAAGCACACAGAAUAGUUUCUUGUGUAUUGACCACCUUGCCUAUAGUCUAGCUUGUUCAGAAUUUAUUAGUGAAGCCUAUGUAUUGCAUCACAGAAUUGUUGUUUUACUAUUUAAAUAAUAAAUAAUAGAAAUGUUUAAGUCUUUGUGUUUGGACGGACCCACCAAACACAACUAAAGUCCAAGGAGUGUAAUCUUCAAGCACAGCAAUAAACAUUUAAAUAAAUCGCA